Molecule: messenger RNA, 1029 nt
Organism: Aphanomyces astaci
Lineage: Eukaryota; Oomycota; Saprolegniomycetes; Saprolegniales; Verrucalvaceae
Exons: 7
Coding region: 1-1029 (342 amino acids)
Molecular function (GO): nucleic acid binding
Source: RefSeq, a predicted model, not a curated record
AUGAGGCGGGAGAGUUUGCAAAUCGCAUGUCGACACCUCUUUCCCGCACUGCUGGCGAUUCAUCAGGGCCAGUGCCGCGGUCGCGAAAUCUUACGCCGAUCCAACGCCGCGUUGUACAAUAUCACGCGUCUGCACGAGGACGUGAGUCCUUGGACGGCGGCGGCACUUUGGCGAACGUUGCGUCCAAAAUUCCUGGAAAUGUCGGUAGAAAAACUGAAGCGGUCGCACGAAGAAGUGGAGGCAGCGAUCCGUGCUGUUCCCCACCACUCUCGACAAACGUUGCGGUCGUUGGCAGCUGCCUGUGCCAUCCCCAAGACAGCCAUCGUACGACACCUGAAGGCAGUCGCUCGUUUCAAGGCCUGCUCUAGUUAUGUCAAGCCGUUCCUCACUGACGACAACAGCCGCACCCGGAUGGAGUAUGCAAUGUCGUUUCUGAACCCUUCGUCGAGUGGAAACCAUAUUUUCCCCGGCAUAUAUUACGUUUACGACGACGAAGUCCUCGCCUUGCGCUCCGCCAAGUCCAAGUCCUUCAUAACGAAAGUGAUGUUUUUAGCCGCCGUUGCUCGCCCGCGAUACGACUCCGGCCGCAAGCAAGUCUUUGACGGCAAGAUUGGUGUUUGGCCGUUUGUGAUGAAAGCGCCGGCAGCUCGCGCGAGCAAGAAUCGACCAAUAGGUACCAUUCUUACGGUUCCUCUGAUCGUCAACGGCGACUUAUACGAAGACGUCGUGUUCGAGAAGUUGGUCCCCGACAUCAAGAGCAAGUUUCCAAGAAGCGUCCAAGGGCAAGGGAUCUUUCUCCAACAAGACAAUGCAAGUCCACAUCAACGAGUGACGUCAAAGCUCCUUGAGUCUCGUGAGCAAUUCCAUGAAGCAGCAGGGCCCACAAGGACCAACAAGACAACGACGCGGCGGGCCGAGUUGGGAUCGGGACGGCGAGCAAGGUCGUUGAUCACCGAGGCCCACAAGGCACACAAGACCGAUAUGAGAGCAGCCACGAUUGUCGCUCGACGUGCCGGGUACCUCGUAUAA